AUGAAAUCCGUUGGCGAAUCGCGCGUGGUGGUUGAGGCGGAGCACCCGUUCAAGGGCUCGGACAAAUACUACGCUCGCCUCCUGCGAAGGUAUGGGCCGCACCCCUUCACCAUAUGCAACAUGUUGCGAAUCGGUGCCAUGCACGAAGAAUCCACGCUUACCGAGGUGAGUGAGUCAGCCCUCGUCCAGUUUUUCGAACGAUCGCUGGACGAGGUGAAGAAGAUCAUGCCCCUCGAUGUCAAGAUGAUCAAGUUCGACUGGCAUCACAACCUGAAGCAAAUGGGCUCACAAAAGGCCAUCGAAACUCUAUGGACCCUGCUGCGCUCCUCUGUACAGAACGUGGGGCUGAGCUGUGGCCAGAUCAGUCUGGUGGACGUGCGCGACGGCGAGAAUGCGGAUGACGACGACGGCGGAUCCGAGGAGGGAGAGCUCCACGGGUCGCGAGAGUACGUCUCAGCCGCGGCUGCCGACAGCCACGGCGGCAGCGGUCGGAUGUACUUUCGCUGGAUGAAGCGGCAGAAGGGAUUCAUUCGCUUCAACUGCGCCGACAGCCUCGACCGCACCAACGUCGCCACAUUUUUCCAUUCGUGGCAAGUUGUUGCCGAGAUGUGCCGUCAGCUCGGUGUUUUUGACGACAAAGGAGGUCCAACGGAGGAGUGGGGCCACUACGACCUCGAAUUGCCGCAGCUGGUGGCUCGCCUUCCCUCUGCGCUCCUCGGCUCCCUCACCGAAUUCUUUGUGUACAUGGGCGAUGUGAUCUCGGUGCUCUACACCAACUCGCCGGCAAUGCACAGCUCGUUGAUGAGGGAAUAUUCACCCAACGUGGCUGCCCCGCGAUCCAACGCCAUCAUCGCCAUUCAACGACGGUACCAAAAUGUGGUCAAGGACUCAACUCGCCAGCUGCAGUACAACAUGAUCCUCGGCCGAAAACUUGCGCACUGUUUCCCUUCGCUCGAGCCGAGCCCGUCGCGAUUCGAGUGCGUGAGCAGCUACCCGGCCUUCUCGCUCAAGACCGUGCCCUGUCUGUUCUCCGACCUCGAACCCGAGAAGUGGCUCCUGGCGGACAAGCUCACGAACGAGCCCUUUUCGUGGAUUGCGCCCAGCGGUUGUGAUGUUCUCGAGUUGUACAUAGUGCUUCGACGGAGCUGCGACCUCAAAGAGUUCGCGCUGACCGUGACUGGCGGCGCCGGUGAUGCGGCGUACCCCGUUUACGUUGACCUGUUCAUCGGACCCUACCUCAACCGUCUGAGUAUCGUGAUGCAGGACCUCCCGCUCCCUCGGGUGACGGCCGGCACCAAGCUCUACUACGAAGUCCCCGCGCACACGUGGACCGCCUACGAGGGGCCGUCCAUCUACGAUUUUGGCGGAGGCAAGCGACCGAAGACGAGGAUCGUGCAGUUCCGCUUCCGCGGGCUUUCGUCGAGUCACUACAUGACCAUCGGCAAGAUCGAGCUCUACGGCCAGGUGCCUCAGCCCUUGGGAUCGCCCGAGCAGGCCUACGAUAACGUGAUCCAAAAGGAAACGCACAGCAAGGUGAAAAGCAUCCUCGAAGCGCUCGAUAUCGGGGAAGAUGAGAAGCGGCGAGGCGACGCCGAGUGGAGCAGCUCGGAGGAAGAGGACGAAGGCGAAGAGAGCGACGGUCUGUCGCGCACGCCACUGGGUGGCCUCGACUUCAAAAUGGAAUCAACGCAGGAGAAGCGGAGCACCGACAUGGUUUUGGACAUGUUCGGGGUGACUCCAGCGUUUCAAGGCGAAGAGGAGGACCUGCCGCGGUCCCGCUCGUCCUCACUCACACUCGCCUCCAUGUCGGAGGUAUCGCCCAGGAACCCCUUCAAGAACCCGAGGGAGUUCACCAUCCUGGGCGAUCGGGCCAUCGUGAGAGAGAUCGAAGAGAAGGGAGUCGAAGAGGUGUAUGCUGAAACGGUGCGAAGUCUAUUGUGCACCAAGGGCGAAAAGGCGCUAGACUUCACCGAUACGCUGGAGCUCGAGUACCUGCGACUUUCGCUGGGAUUGACCGCGGCGCAGAGGGACCAGAUCCUGCUCAAGCUGCACCAGAGCAUCUUCUCCUACAACCCCUGCCGAUUCGUCUUCCUCCACGACGAGAAGGCCCAAGAUAUCCUUUCCACCCUCCCUCUGCUGUCCGUGUGCCACAACUGCAAGUCAUCGCUGGGCUUCUUCUCCAUCGGCGUGGCCCAGUGCUACUACUGCCACCACCGCUUCUGCUCCAGCUGCGUCGGCACGCCGACCAAGAUCAUCGAGUUCAUGUGGGACAAGCCCCAGCCCGUCUGCAAGCGCUGCCAGGCCAAGCUCCUGCGCCAGGCCGAGCUCCUCACCAACGUGCAAUACGAAAUCGGCAAGCAGAAGAACAUCAUGCCUAAGGAGGAGGAAGCGCGAGAGGAGCUCAUCCGUACGUUGCAUGAGGCGCGACCAGUGCCCAGCCUGGCCAGUUCCAGCUCCGACCUGCCCGCUGCGUUCUCCGACCUGCAAGCACGGCUCGCCUUCGCGUCGAUGCCCACGGCCGUCUCGCUGGCCGACUACCCCUCCGCCUGCGUCCUUCUUGAUGUGCCUACACGAGCCUUAUCCGCUCCGAUCGAAAGUGUUUUGGUUCCCGAGCACCUGCAAGUAUCGUCCAUCAUCAGGGAGCAGAGUUUUGCAUCGUACUGGAGCGCGCCGGCGCAACAGGGUUGCGUGGAGAUUCGCAUCGCGCUCGCGGGACCGUCCGUGGUGCGUUCCUUCUCCAUCGUUGUCGACGAGCUCGGCUACAGCGAGAGCGACGCGCCGAUCGUGUCGCUGCUGGCCGGGCACACCAUCUCCGACUGGCGCAACGUCGGCUCGUGGAACCUCGCCAACUUCACCCACCUCCUGCCCAACAGCAAGCGUGGCAUACCGGCCGGGGAGUACCUUACCUUCGAACUCGAGCAACCGGAGGAGUGCCGCCUGCUGUCCUUCACGCUGCGACUACCCGAGCACGCCGCGGCCAGUCCUCCUCACUACACGGAAGGCAACAACAACGACACCGACAACGUCGACAACAAUGUCGACACUGUCGCAGCUGGCGACGACCGGCGCCCCAGCCCCAAGGCCAAGGAGCACGAGCCCGACACACCGCUGGGGCGGAGUGGCGAGCGAAGAGACCCGGAAGUGGUCAAGGCCUUGUCGACGACGGCGCGGGUGGAGGAGAAGGAGAAGGAGGUCUUCCUCCACCUGGGUCGGCUGCGGGUAUACGGCGACGUGCUCGACAUGUACAAGCUCGAACAGCGCGAGCAGGAGAAGAAGGCCUUCAAGCGGCGCAGCGCGCGGCUGGCCAUUAGUGCCAACGACGAGACCGCCGCCACGCUCGACGACUCGGCCCUCUCCACCACCACCUUCGCCUCAUCGUCGCCGGACGAGCCCUCGUCGUCUGCCGAACCGGCGGCGACGGGGCCUUCGCCCUUGGUAGUGAGCGGCGGCUUGAUGGCGGCGCAGGCCGCGGCGGCGAGUGCGACGACGGCCGGCACGAGCGUGGCGUCGUUCCUCGCGUCGCUGCCGUCGUCCCUCUCGUCGCCCUUCACCUCGCCCUCGCCCACCUCCGUACUCCCGCGCGACCUGCCCCUCACCGGCCUCGAACGGAUACUCUACGACCAAAUCAUGAACACCCCUUCGCCUCGCAACUAUAACUUGAUCACGCCAGUGUGGGCGCAGUCGCGCAACGGGAAGCAGAUGAUCGACAUCUGCAUCGAGCCGAGCACGGUCACGGGCUUCGUGGCCCUGGUGCGGCACGGCGACGAGGGCUACCUGUCGCAGGUCAAGCUCAUCCGCGUGCUGGCCAUCGUGACGGGCGAGGCCAAGGGCGAGAUCGUCUCCUUCCGCCCCGUCGGUCGCUUCGUCCUCCCCAAGGCCCGGCCACGCACCUACCUCUGCUUCGAGUUCUCGUCGUCGCCUUCCUCAUCAUCAUCAUCAUCGUCUUCGUCGUCGUCGUCGUCGUCGUCUCCUUCAUCAACGACGCCAUCGUCAUGUGCGACGCCGGCGCCGCUGCGGGCCAACAUCCUCACCUUCCAAUUCCUCUCCAACUACGGCGGGCGGGAGACCCAACCGCCGAAGAUCUAUCUCUUCAGCUCUGGCGCCUCAUCGUCGUCGUCGUCGUCGGCCUCGUCGAGUUCUUCCUCCACCACCGAGCAGUAG
Molecule: messenger RNA, 4161 nt
Organism: Acanthamoeba castellanii str. Neff
Lineage: Eukaryota; Discosea; Longamoebia; Acanthamoebidae
Exons: 28
Coding region: 1-4161 (1386 amino acids)
Molecular function (GO): phosphatase activity
Source: RefSeq, a predicted model, not a curated record